Molecule: messenger RNA, 1490 nt
Organism: Protomyces lactucae-debilis
Lineage: Eukaryota; Fungi; Ascomycota; Taphrinomycetes; Taphrinales; Protomycetaceae
Exons: 1
Coding region: 94-1260 (388 amino acids)
Source: RefSeq, a predicted model, not a curated record
CCCAGCAAUCAACCGCGAUAUGGUACUUGUGCAGCCUUCUGGCUUGAGGCAAAGAAUCCCAAACCUUCUGAUGGCUCUUGUCCUUUCAAACUUAUGAGUCUGCAACAAGGCGAUUAUAAUCCGUUGAUUCAGACCCUUGGUACGGAAGGUCACGCCCUGAUCAAACCUGACUAUGGUCUUUGCUAUUUCGUGGAUGUUACGGAUGGUUGCCCUAAUGGCCCUCAUGCCAACAACGACUUCUUUCAAAUCAAGAGCGAUAAGUUCCCAGAUCGUAAGAAAGAAUAUGGGUGGUUCUGUCCGCGCAAGGGAGAUCCUCCCUCGCUCAACCCACCACGUGCGAUUCCAGAGUGGACAGCAACGUGGUGGGACAGUACAAAGCAUAUGUGUGACUUCGUCCCGGAUCUAGCAACCAAUCUCGAACCCGAAUACGCCUGCGAUGCUUGGUGGUUGGAGCUGAAAGAUUCCCCUCCAACUGAUGGUUCUUGUCCUCUGAAGUUGAUGAGUCGGCGGAAAUCCGGUAAUUUACCACAAUAUGAACUCCCUGGCGAGUCCAGCCUGGUAAAAGAUCCAAUCUACGACGAUUGCUACUUCAUCAAAAGCACACCCGAAUGUAUGCAAGGUCAGGGUGAUAUCAAGGACAAGUAUUUCCAGGUGUCCGACGGGCAUGAAGCGACGCGUGGUCACGGUUGGUUUUGUCCGCGCAAGACAGAUGACAAAAGUCUGAAUCCACAAAACGCACUUCCUUUGUGGUCUGGCUAUUGGAUAGCUGGUCUUGACGCUGUAUGUCCGCUCGAAGCAUUUGGAAAGAGCGCUGUUCUUCAGUUUGGCACUUGCUGGGCUCAGUGGCUAGAGGCAGACACUACGAAUAAGGACAUUUGCUCAUUGAAGGUAAGGCAUCGCGGCAGCAAUUCAGAAAUGCCUGCUUUACAAGACGCCUGGGGCACAAUUCAGCAAUACCGUUGGGACAAGUGCUACUUCAUUGAGUCAGACAGUGCCUGUCCUUUUGCAACCCAGAGUAACAAACUCUUUGAGUUCACUCAAGCGCUUUCCUCAGAUGGGAAAAAGCAACGGCUUUCUCUAGAUGGAAAGGCUUAUUGGCUGUUCUGCCCUGCGCUUGAAGACAAACGUGGAGUCGAGCCUCACGAGAAAUAUUGGACACCACCAAUAGCGAAAGCCGUCGAAACAUGGACGGCGCAUUGGAUCGACGCACAAACUGAAGCACCUUGCUUGCUGACUCUGGACAAGGUUAAGGCGCAUUGACGAGUCCUCGUGACGCUGAUUUUGCAUUCAUGCUUGGAUCUCUACCAAUCUCGUUGUUUCUGACGAGACUGAUUUCUCUGCUUUGCGUUCACCGUGCUUUGAACUGUUUUCUCACUUGAUUGAGUCAGAAGAAAAAAGAAAAAAGAAAAAAGAAAUUCAAUCUUAGCAUAGUUCUAAUCUUCUCAUCCUCUGUACUUUCAAGACUGAGUAUUUUCUAGGUGUGUUCAUAG